Molecule: messenger RNA, 1347 nt
Organism: Spinacia oleracea (spinach)
Lineage: Eukaryota; Viridiplantae; Streptophyta; Magnoliopsida; Caryophyllales; Amaranthaceae
Exons: 1
Coding region: 1-1347 (448 amino acids)
Source: RefSeq, a predicted model, not a curated record
AUGGUAAAACUCAACAGGUUGGCAUUGAUUGUGGGGAAACUUUUAGUCCGGUGGUUAAACCGGCAACUAUUCGGCCGGCCGGUGCUCAUCCUCUCUUUGUCCAAGAAUUGGCCUAUCCAUCAGUUGGAUGUCAAGAAUGCUUUUCUAUUUGGUACACUCAAGGAGACUGUAUAUAUGCACCAAGCUCUGGGCUUCCGAGAUCCCAAACAUCCGGAUCACGUGUGUUUGUUACGUAAGUCAUUAUAUGACCUUAAACAGGCACCCCGGGCAUGGUACAGGAGGUUUGCAGAUUAUGUCACUUCAUUGGGAUUCACUAACAGUAAGUCUGAUAACUCACUGUUUAUUUAUCAACAAGACGGUCACAUGGCUUAUAUCUUGUUGUAUGUUGAUGACAUUAUUCUCACCGCAUCUACACAUUCUCUUCGCCUCUCUAUUAUGGCACACCUUGCAUCAGAAUUUGCUAUGAAGGAUUUGGGUCCUUUGAAUUACUUUCUUGGCAUUGCAGUGACACGGCAUACAGGUGGACUAUUCCUGUCUCAACGCAAAUAUGCUGAGGAAAUCAUAGAGCGUGCUGGCAUGUCUAGUUGCAAGCCCUCCUCUACUCCCGUUGAUACUAAACCCAAGGUUAGUGCUACUUCGGGGGCUCCUUACAAGGAUCCUACACACUAUCGUAACUUAGCGGGUGCACUUCAGUACCUCACAUUCACCAGGCCAGACAUAUCUUAUGCUGUUCAGCAAGUCUGCUUACAUAUGCAUGCUCCACGAGAUGCCCAUAUGCAGGCUCUUAAGCGUAUUAUUCGGUACAUUCAGGGCACCCUCACUCUUGGGCUACAUCUCUACCCGUCGCCUAUCUCUGACUUGGUUUCCUACACCGACGCGGAUUGGGGCGGCUGCCCAGAUACGCGACGUUCUACGUCGAGCUACUGCGUUUUCUUGGGUGACAAUUUGAUCUCUUGGUCGUCUAAGCGACAACCUAUUCUAUCUAGGUCCAGUGCGGAGGCCGAAUACAGGGGGGUUGCUAAUAUUGUUUCUGAAUCUUGUUGGCUACGAAACCUUCUCUUAGAGCGACAUUGUCCUAUCCGCAAGGCUACACUGGUUUAUUGUGAUAAUGUGAGCGCGAUUUAUCUUUCUGGUAAUCCCGUACAACAUCAACGCACUAAACAUAUUGAGAUGGAUAUUCUAUUUGUGCGAGAGAAGGUUGCCCGAGGCCAGGUACGUGUUCUUCAUGUUCCGUCCCGUCAUCAGAUUGCGGAUAUUAUCACUAAGGGGCUUCCUUUGGUACUCUUUGAAGAUUUUCGGGACAGUCUCAGUGUUCGUACGCCUCCCGCUUCGACUGAGGGGGUGUAA